Molecule: messenger RNA, 528 nt
Organism: Nelumbo nucifera (sacred lotus)
Lineage: Eukaryota; Viridiplantae; Streptophyta; Magnoliopsida; Proteales; Nelumbonaceae
Source: RefSeq, a predicted model, not a curated record
AUGCUGCUAGUUACUCCUUAUGGGCUCACAUCACCUAUUACAACCCCAGCCGAGCCCACUCAAGAUAGUUCCAAUUUUGCUUCAUCGCUUCUAGUGUCGCAUGAACCUACGACGUCUACUCCUCCAUCUCCACCACUUGGGCCCACUGCUGCACCUACUACUGAAUCUGAUACAGAAACACCUCAUCGCAAGAUGCUUCCCUUAGAAGAUGUUUUACGCCGUGCCCCUAUUGAUCCCUCGGGUUUUGUUUCCCGACGGACGCGACAUCGACUUCCUGAGGCUCUUGUUGCUGAGGUUGCAUCAAUUGGACCCACAUCCUACACCGCUGCUAAGAAGUAUCUUGAAUGGCAACAAACUAUGCAAAGUGAAUACGAUGCUCUUAUUCGAAAUGGGACUUGGUCUCUUGUACCUGUUCCUCCUAAUGCUAAUAUUGUCGGAUGCAAAUGGAUCUUCAAACUCAAGCGGAAUUCUGAUGGCUCUUUGGCCCAUUACAAAGCCCGUUUAGUGGCUCGUGGCUUUACCCAGUAG